This is a messenger RNA of Pseudomyrmex gracilis, 884 nucleotides long. RefSeq lists its product as uncharacterized. The annotation marks the transcript as partial. The transcript is spliced from 3 exons. Gene Ontology annotation, molecular function: nucleic acid binding. NCBI's taxonomy places the organism in Eukaryota, Metazoa, Arthropoda, Insecta, Hymenoptera, Formicidae. The record is from RefSeq and is a predicted model, not a curated record.
AUGAUAGUGUCCAGUAUAAAGGUCGCCAACAACUCUCGUCAAGUAACUGGAGCUGUGUUUUUUGACAUUGAAGGGGCUUUUGAUAAUGUCGUGCCUGACACACUCCUGGCUAUGUUGCCUUCUUUUGGGAUUCCUCCCAAAAUGCUAGCUUUCUUGGCCUCAGUGGUGAGCUUCCGAAGGUUGAAAGGAUUCGCUUCUGGCACUUAUGUUCAGACUCGUAACACAAGUCGAGGACUACUUCAAGGGUCUAUCUUAAGCCCUAUAUUGUUUAACAUUUAUGUGUCCCUGGUCGAGUCCUGCCUAUUUACAGAUGUUAAAGCCCUUAUAUACGCGGACGACAUAGUUAUCUUCUGUUCAAACUCCUCAGUGUCAGUUGUCGCUCAGAAACUAAAUACGGCCCUGGACCGGGUACAGUUCCACUUAACCUCACUCGGUCUUCGAGUCUCACCCAGUAAAUCUGUAGCCACCUUCUACUCACUUUACCCCCUAAGAAACAUGAAGUGGCUCAUAAAAAAGAAAGGAGUAAAUGUCCACAUAAGCGGGGUUAAACUCAACAUAGAGUGGACAAUACUGAUACAAGGUUCCUUGCACGUCAGGCUGAAGAUCCACAACAGUAUCUCAGCGACUUCCUCAGAAACCGCGGCGUCUCUAGGGUGUUCUUCACCGACGGGUCUCGAACUUAUUAACUAUGAACGAGUUGUCAUAGUCUCUGACUCUUUCAGUGUGAUCUCUUGCUCUGGGUCAACUGACCCUAAAGGUGCACACUCUCCGCUGAUAUAUCAAAUAAAAGAAUUAGUGUUGGAACCUAAAAGUGCUGGCGUCUCGGUGGUGUUGAUGUGGGUCCCUAGACACUGCACCAUAAGUGGCAACGAAAAGGCAGACAA